AUGGAUGCAUUUUCUUCCGUAACACUAGUAGCUCUCCGUGCUUACUUAACCACUCAAUACAAAAUCUCCAAAACCCACUUCUCUCUAAAACCCUUUGUCUGUCUAAACCCAAUUUUGGUCCUCACUCGAGAGUCGACUCAAUCUCGCUUCAUUCCCUUCUCCGGUUCUCCUCCCGUCCCGCACUCUCGCAGUCUCAAUCUCUACUCCACUCCUACAGGUGGCGGUCCGGUCAAUCCUCUAAGUCUCCGACCUCCAAGCUCCAAGCUCCAAGCUCCAGCUUACUCACCCAUCGUCGAUCUCACAGAGUCACACCUCACGAGUCACGGUCAUGGUCAUCCACUCAUCCUCAUCGGUCAAGGUGCAUAA
Dovyalis caffra is the source of this 366-nucleotide messenger RNA. The record is from the annotation of a GenBank genome assembly. Lineage: Eukaryota; Viridiplantae; Streptophyta; Magnoliopsida; Malpighiales; Salicaceae.